Molecule: messenger RNA, 842 nt
Organism: Arabidopsis arenosa
Lineage: Eukaryota; Viridiplantae; Streptophyta; Magnoliopsida; Brassicales; Brassicaceae
Source: the annotation of a GenBank genome assembly
AUUUAUACGAGAAACUAGGGCUUUAGAUUUUGUUUCUUUACUUUGUUCUUGUUAGGUGGUUUUGGUGCGUGUGUGUUUGAUGGCGAAUCCUCCCUCGACAAACGACAACUUGACGACGCCGUCGGGGAGCUCAUCGUUGAUAAGUCUCUCGGGAAUCGCCAUGAAUUGGACCUCUGAAGAAGACGAAUCUCUGGUUCGACUCCUUGAUAGUUAUUCGUCGGAAUCGUGUAGUUCUGUUACACGUUAUUCGAAAAUCGCGGCAACGUUUCAUGACAAGACCAUCAGGGACGUUGCUAUACGUAGCAGAUGGAUAUACAAUAAAGAAAACGCCAAGAGAAGAAAAGAAGAUCACAAUGGAUUGGGAAGAGCCAGCGUUGACAAUAAGGAGAUUAUUGAUAUGGUGGUGGCUUCACAAGUGUUACAACCAUCACAAGUGUUUCAACCAUCUCAACAUGGUGUUGACAACGAGCUUCUGAAACAGAAUGAGCAAUGCUUCAAUCAGAUUUGUGCAAAUUACACAUCCUUAAGCCCCACAGAAAACUUGGACCUUUUCAGCAAAAUUCGGGAGAACAUCAAUAGCCUUAUCCAAAAUUCGAAUGAGAAUGUGUCGGAGUCAUGGAAGCAGAUGCCACCAUUGCCGGAGAAGUUGAACGAUGCGUUAUUUUAUGCUCUAUAUACUGCAGUUUCUCCUUCAUCAAAUCUACCAUAAAUGACUUUUUUUUUUCUUCAAAAUUGAUUCUUUCAGUUUUUAGGUUUACUUUAUUUAUAUCUCAGUAGAAAAGCAUUAGCUUAGAAAACAAGUUUUAGACUUUUGUAAUCUGUUGAUUUAAUAUUACUUUUUU